AUCAAACUCUCGUUUGAAACGAGAAUUGGCAGUGUUGACAUUUCUAAAGGAGCAGGAAGAUGAUUUCUAACGACGGUCCAGUAGUAGGUGGAACGUCCAAUGUUCGGAUGAUCAUAUCCGUUUUGAUAAUUGUAGGAUGUUUUACUGUGAUAUACCCUCGCUUUUUCCACCCAGUAGUAUUGAAAGUGCUUGGGAUAGCACCGGAACCCUCAGUCAAACGUCAACCAGAAUACCCACCUCACAGAAACUUUGGUGACCAAGGUCCCUCAAGCAAGACUGUUCCAGAUGACAUGAAACGACACAUGAGGCCUGGACCUCAUCCUGGCAUGCGAGCCUCAGCAGAAAUGAACAACCAGAAACAUGCGAGCGGUGGUCGGGGCGGUAUCAUGGGAAUGGUCCUGCCUAUGUAUGCUGUGGGCAUCGUGGUGUACCUCAUCUACACUCUCUUUAAGGUGUUUAAUAAGCAAGGUAAGGGGGAUAUCCGUCGACGACAGCAGGCAGAACAGCAAAGGCGAGGACUCGCAUACAGUGGUGAGCUAGGAAGUGGGGAGCGGAAUACCCAGCCUGGACGGGAGCCCACACCCCUGGGUGAAUUCUACGGAGAGUCUCCUGAGGAGAAACUGGCAAAUAUUGAGGAUGUACUGAACAAAGCCGAGGACAAACACAUCAAUGAGAAACAGAUGCAAGAUUUGCAAAGUCGUCUACAGGAGACGGAGAAACAAAUGGCUAACAUUCUGAAGGCCAUGAAUACUGUGUCCACCAAGGUAGUAGAGACCACGACUGAGGGACAGACCAACAAAAUCAGGGAAAAGGACAACAAAUCCAGUGACUCCAGUCCAGACAUCAGCAGCUACGAGGUGAUUGACAAAUCAAAGGGAGAUAAAUCUAAGAGCUCCUCCCCCGAGGUGGAUACACUGACUGCAGGGGAAAUGGUCAAGGAGGAGGAAGGAGAGAAGGCCGGUGGACAGGCAGAGAAACCAGAGGGUGAGAGUGAGGAAAAGAAAGAAAAGGACGAGGCAGAGAAACCAGAAGGUGAGAGUGAGGAAAAGAAAGAAAGGGACGAGGCAGAGAUAGAAGAAGUGCUUUUGGAGGAUAAGAAGGAUGAAGAGGAGGAAGAAGGAGAGUCAAGUGUGCGGAAGAGGAAGACCCACCCUGUAUCUGACUGAGGCAUUGAUCAUCGCCUUGUAGACUGAUCUCAUUCUGAAUCUCUCUAAACUCAUACACAAGCUUGAGUAUACUGAAAAACAGGUUUUUGUUCUUGUCAGUUAUGAAAGUGAUGUAUGAGACAUGGCUGAACUAUGGUUGAUCAUUAGUUUAUCAGGCGUUUAUAAUUUGAUCAACCGUACUUGUAAACUGAUAUUUUUUUGACAUCUUGGUACUGGAAUAAAGGACACACCUAUUGCCAAUUUGGUAUCAUCUGAACAUUGUUUAAGUCAUGAAGUUUUUAGAUAAAAACAAAAAGAGACAAAAGUCCAGUUUCCUACAUGUAUGGAGUCUUGUAAUAUUUUUUAAUCAAAAUGGAUCAAAUGCAAAACUAGUCAAUGUAUAGCAUUACAAUUAUAGACAUUCCUCUUGAUCACCAGAUAUGAUUCAAAUGUAAUAAGUCGAUCAUAAACUACUGGAUGUAGCUUGAGUUUCUCUUCUAUGAUAAGUGUGUAAGAUGAACCUACUGUGUUAGAACCUAUGUAAUGAUGAAACACGUCCUACAAUUUUACUUCUUUGGACAUUGUCAUACUCAUAAAUUGUUCCACUAAAGUGUAAAUUAAGCUAUCAACAUAAUACUUAUAUCACCAGAUCUGAUAUUCUUUUUAUUAAGAUUCUGAUAUUGUUUUAUCAUAUUUAAAUGAUAGAUGCACAAUCGACCUCAGAAAAAUUUAACCUAUUAUCAUUUUUUUAUGUAAAUGAUUUUAAAGAGCUAAGGAACUAAAUUAUUUCCAUUAAUAUUAAAUUUAAUCUGUUUCUGAAAAUUUAUUGGUUUGGUUUGUCAAAAUUUAAAUUGACAGAAUUAUUUCAUGAUCAAAUCAGAUUAUAAAUAUUAAUUCCCUGAAUAUCCUGUAAAAAAAUAUUUAUCGUCACUAUCAUUUCUCAUUAAUUGGAGAUGGUCAGGGUUUGUUUUUCUCAUUUUUGUUUUUUAAAAGUGUUUUACACAAAAGCCAAUAAAACAGGGACAAUUUUUAUUUUAUGUAUUCCCAUAUGUGUUAGAUUUGUAAUAGUGACAAAAUCUGAUAAUAAGAUUUUGAUAAUGUUUUGAUAGGAAAUAUUGAGGACUCCUCAAAACAUAACAUGUUAUCAAAAGAAUCUCCGACCAAGGACAAGUGAUUUAUGUUGAUUUCAGAAAUAUUACAUUUGAAUAUGUAUUUCCUUUUUACACUGCUAUUUAGUCCCAGUAUAUAACUAUAUACUAUAGCUGAUGGGAGACAGGAAUCAUUAAAAGUGCUCCGACACUGCUAUAUAGUCCCAGUAUAUAACUAUAUACUAUAGCUGAUGGGAGACAGGAAUCAUUAAAAGUGCUCCGACACUGUUAUGCAAUAUCUUGUAUUCUGAACACUGACCUGUGAUAUUAUGUGUUCCCCAUCAAUAUUUUACUUUCCCCUUACUCCCAUUGUUUUCAGUGGUACACUUACAACUUUUAACUUGUACAGAUAUUAUAUUUUCAUGAGAUUAGUCAUUUUGAAGAACGUAUUUGAUGAGACUGGAAGUUAUAACAUUCUUAUACAUUGUAUUUAAAACAUUUUCCUUAUCAUUAUAAUUAGGGCUUUGGUAACAUAUUAGAAGUUUGGUUACAAAGAAACUUUUAGAUUUAACAAAUAUGUUUAUGUAAAUUCAGUGCUUAUAUGCUUAAUAUAUCCAUUAUGAAUGUUGCCAAACCCUCAGUCCAUAUUAUAGGUGAGUCUGAGGCCACGGCUACUGUUACAUGUUGUAUGGAUACUCAGUCCAUAUUAUAGGUCAGUCUGAGGCCACGGCUACUGUUACAUGUUGUAUGGAUACUCAGUCCAUAUUAUAGGUCAGUCUGAGGCCACGGCUACUGUUACAUGUUGUAUGGAUACUCAGUCCAUAUUAUAGGUCAGUCUGAGGCCACGGCUACUGUUACAUGUUGUAUGGAUACUCAGUCCAUAUUAUAGGUCAGUCUGAGGCCACGGCUACUGUUACAUGUUGUAUGGAUACUCAGUCCAUAUUAUAGGUCAGUCUGAGGCCACGGCUACUGUUACAUGUUGUAUGGAUACUCAGUCCAUAUUAUAGGUCAGUCUGAGGCCACGGCUACUGUUACAUGUUGUAUGGAUACUCAGUCCAUAUUAUAGGUCAGUCUGAGGCCACGGCUACUGUUACAUGUUGUAUGGAUACUCAGUCCAUAUUAUAGGUCAGUCUGAGGCCACGGCUACUGUUACAUGUUGUAUGGAUACUCAGUCCAUAUUAUAGGUCAGUCUGAGGCCACGGCUACUGUUACAUGUUGUAUGGAUACUCAGUCCAUAUUAUAGGUCAGUCUGAGGCCACGGCUACUGUUACAUGUUGUAUGGAUACUCAGUCCAUAUUAUAGGUCAGUCUGAGGCCACGGCUACUGUUACAUGUUGUAUGGAUACUCAGUCCAUAUUAUAGGUCAGUCUGAGGCCACGGCUACUGUUACAUGUUGUAUGGAUACUCAGUCCAUAUUAUAGGUCAGUCUGAGGCCACGGCUACUGUUACAUGUUGUAUGGAUACUCAGUCCAUAUUAUAGGUCAGUCUGAGGCCACGGCUACUGUUACAUGUUGUAUGGAUACUCAGUCCAUAUUAUAGGUCAGUCUGAGGCCACGGCUACUGUUACAUGUUGUAUGGAUACUCAGUCCAUAUUAUAGGUCAGUCUGAGGCCACGGCUACUGUUACAUGUUGUAUGGAUACUCAGUCCAUAUUAUAGGUCAGUCUGAGGCCACGGCUACUGUUACAUGUUGUAUGGAUACUCAGUCCAUAUUAUAGGUCAGUCUGAGGCCACGGCUACUGUUACAUGUUGUAUGGAUACUCAGUCCAUAUUAUAGGUCAGUCUGAGGCCACGGCUACUGUUACAUGUUGUAUGGAUACUCAGUCCAUAUUAUAGGUCAGUCUGAGGCCACGGCUACUGUUACAUGUUGUAUGGAUACUCAGUCCAUAUUAUAGGUCAGUCUGAGGCCACGGCUACUGUUACAUGUUGUAUGGAUACUCAGUCCAUAUUAUAGGUCAGUCUGAGGCCACGGCUACUGUUACAUGUUGUAUGGAUACUCAGUCCAUAUUAUAGGUCAGUCUGAGGCCACGGCUACUGUUACAUGUUGUAUGGAUACUCAGUCCAUAUUAUAGGUGAGUCCGAGGCCCCUGGCUACUGUUACAUGUUGUAUGGAUACUCAGUCCAUAUUAUAGGUGAGUCUGAGGCCACCGGCUACUGUAGGUUUGACAAAUGCUGUGUUAGCUAACAUUUCUUGUUAUUGUGUUGUAGUUGAUAAAACCCAAAAAAUGUUUAUAAUUUGUGGUCCACCCUUAGUAUUGUUUAAAUUGGAAAAAGACGACCAUGACAGAUUAUUGCUUGUACUUUUACAUGGGAGUUAGUUACAAAACAUCAGUUUUUAUUGGGACAUGAAUUAAUUGGGUGUCCUUUCCAACUUUUCUGCAAAGAUGAAGCAGAUGCAUUUCUGCUUUACAGCAUUACCAUUGCUGAAAUGAGUAAAGAAAACAAUCAUUUUCUGUUUUUAACUUACAACAAAGAAGUUUUUAAACCAAUUCUAAAAUUCUAAUAUUGUUUAAUAUCUGUAAGAAUCAGUUAAUUUACAGGAGUAAAUUACAUCUCAGAUUUAACUCAUAAUAUUAGAUAUUGAUUACAACAGUAACAUUCUGAGAAGUUAACAGGCGGCAAUAGCUGGUUCAUUUGACAACUUUUGGUGUGAAAGUAUUUCUUGACAAAUAUCUCAAAAUAUUAGUUAUGUGAAGAGUAAUCUUUGUAUGACUAAUAUUAAUUAUCUAGCUUUUAAUCAACUUUAUUGAGAUAAGUAAUUAUUAUUGUCAACUGAUUAUCAAUGUUCCAGGAACAAUAAUUGGAGGGAACUCAUUCUGCCUAGAAUGAU
Molecule: messenger RNA, 5060 nt
Organism: Mizuhopecten yessoensis (Yesso scallop)
Lineage: Eukaryota; Metazoa; Mollusca; Bivalvia; Pectinida; Pectinidae
Product: resistance to inhibitors of cholinesterase protein 3-like
Exons: 7
Coding region: 60-1166 (368 amino acids)
Biological process (GO): synaptic transmission, cholinergic; protein localization to cell surface
Cellular component (GO): neuron projection; intracellular membrane-bounded organelle; neuronal cell body
Source: RefSeq, a predicted model, not a curated record